Molecule: messenger RNA, 905 nt
Organism: Aplosporella prunicola CBS 121167
Lineage: Eukaryota; Fungi; Ascomycota; Dothideomycetes; Botryosphaeriales; Aplosporellaceae
Exons: 1
Coding region: 128-748 (206 amino acids)
Source: RefSeq, a predicted model, not a curated record
AAAAAUCACACGAGCGCUCAGGGCGGCGUCGUUUUGGGGUUCUUUAUUUAAGUUCCUGCUGCCCUUUCGGCCUGGGUGCUGUAGACUACUACCACUGGUGUUUUACGGAGUCAAAUGGGAAAACAGAAUGAAUACUACAUUAUUCCACUAUAAGCAAGCGACAUAUGCGACCGUGACCCAUCUCUGCCUGAUCGGCACUGCGACGGCUAGGCACAACGCACAUCACCGAGGCUCCGCUGUCAGGCCCCAACAAUCACAUGGGGCCCGAGUUGAGUUUCAACAAAGCCCACGCGAGCAUCGAUCACAUGCGCCGGGCAGCAACUCAACCGAUCACGAAGGGCCAGACCGGGAACAGAGAGCCCCAGGAGAGAGAAAAAAAAAACACUCUAGGUUCGCGCCGAGGAGCGCUACCGCACGCACUCGACAGCCACAGACGUCCGGCGGCGCGGGCCUGGGCAUGACGACAAGCCAAGCCUCCGCAGCAGCGCGGGGAUGGGGAGUGCCGCGGACCGGGCGCUGGCUGGCGUCAGCGUCGUCGUCGGCAAAGCGACGUUUGUCCGUUCCGUUGGACGACGGAGAAGCUGCGGGGGAGGAGAAACGAGGAGGAUGGAGAAGCUUACCCGUACAUACGCAGGUCAGCACGGCGGGUACGGGUACGUUCGGGGGUAAAGGAGCAGCGCCUGCGCACGGGUGGUGGAGAAGAAGAAGAAGAAGGAGUUGGUACCUAACGGGAGGGACCGGGGGUUGAAGAAAUAUCCAGAGCUACUGCCGUACCCCACAACCCCUACGGCCCAGAUGCAACGUCCGCCAGACUCUGGGGGAAACAGAAUCCGAUGCUAGUUAGCGGGAAGAAAACAUUGGUAUAAUACCGUCACGUAACGGCCUUGCGAAAAUGCGUGCAGUCA